Molecule: messenger RNA, 1092 nt
Organism: Gordionus sp. m RMFG-2023
Lineage: Eukaryota; Metazoa; Nematomorpha; Gordioida; Chordodea; Parachordodidae
Product: putative RNA-binding protein Luc7-like 2
Exons: 8
Coding region: 211-975 (254 amino acids)
Biological process (GO): mRNA splice site recognition
Cellular component (GO): U2-type prespliceosome; U1 snRNP
Molecular function (GO): mRNA binding
Source: RefSeq, a predicted model, not a curated record
UACGGUUUAUGUUAUUUUUUUUGUUUAGAAAACUACAGUCAACACGAUACGUCGCCAUAUAUUUUUUAUAAAGUACAAUGUCUGCACAUGAACAAAUGAGGGCGAUGUUAGAUGAAUUAAUGGGAACAGAAAGAAAUGGGGAAGAUCCAGAAAAAGUUGAUUUUACAGAUCCACGAGUUUGCAAAAGCUUUUUGCUAAAUUCAUGCCCUCAUGAUAUUUUGGCUGGCACGAUUUAUUGAAACAUUGGAUAAUAAAUUUUCUUUUCAAAUGGAUACAUUUAGAAUGGACAUUGGAACGUGCCCUAGGGUCCACAAACUUGCCUUACGAGCUGAUUAUGAAAUGGCAUUCAACAAACGCGAUUAUUAUUUUGACAUUGAUACAAUGGAGCAUUUACAGGCCUUUAUAUCUGAUUGUGACCGUAAAACCGAAAUAGCUAAGCGGAAAUUAGCCGAAACUCAGGAAGAAUUAGAUGAAGAAAAUCAAGAAAAGGCCAACAAAGUUCAUGAAAUGGGUGAACAGAUAGGCAAAAAGUUGGCUCAAGCUGAAGAAUUAGGUGUUAAGGGCGAUGUUGAUGCCAGCAUGAAAUUAUUGGAGGAAGUAGAAGCAUUACGGAAAACCAAAUCGGACGCAGAAGUGGAAUUUCGUAAUUCAAUGCCAGCUUCAAGCUAUCAACAGCAAAAACUACGUGUUUGCGAAAUUUGUUCAGCCUAUUUGGGAAUUCACGAUAACGAACGUCGAUUAGCCGAUCAUUUCGGUGGUAAACUACACCUAGGAUUUAUAAAAAUUCGUGAAAAACUUGAAGAACUCAAAGGUGGUGCCGAAGAAAGGAAAGUUUUGAGGGAUCUUGACAGGUCUAAGAGAAGAGAUGAAAGGUCAAGAACUCCAAAUCGCAAACAUAAACACAAACAUCACAAGCAUAAGCAUCAUCAUCAUCAUAAAAGACAUUCUCAUUCCGGAUCUAAGAAAGAAAAAUAAUCAUAAAUUGAAUAUAUAAUUUUAUGAGCGCUUAUAUUAUGAUGUACUUGUAUGACCAUAUUGAAAUAUUAUAUAAUUGAGUUAAUUUAUUUUUUACAGCUUCUUGGGAAAUGAAUU